Brassica napus (rape) is the source of this 3416-nucleotide messenger RNA. Its product is annotated as expansin-B6. Lineage: Eukaryota; Viridiplantae; Streptophyta; Magnoliopsida; Brassicales; Brassicaceae. The record is from RefSeq and is a predicted model, not a curated record. Gene Ontology annotation, cellular component: extracellular region. Gene Ontology annotation, biological process: sexual reproduction.
GCUAGUAUGACUUUUUUAUGGUAGAUAAAAAUGAUACUUUUUUUUUUUAAUAGAGAAGAUAUUAACUAAUUUCCAUAGAUAUCAAGAUUCACAAAUAUACUGCAAAUAUACAUAUUCCCAAACUUCACUUGUAUAACUUUACCAUUAUAGAAUCGUUUAAACCAAACAGAGUUGAACAUCCAUGGCAUCACCAUCACAUAGAUAUUUUGCCAUCUUAGCUCUUUUCGCAGUCUCCCUCAAGUUUUCUUAUAGCCAAAAUGUCACAAUAGAGGACAAUGGCUGGGGUUACGCCGGUGUUACUUGGUACGGUGAAGCUGGCGGCGCCGGUAGCACCGGUACGUAUUACUAUAUAUUCUUUCUAUACUUUAAGUAUAUAUAUAUAUGUAUGUUAUUUUUCUUUUUUGAAUAAUUUGAUUAUGUUACUUUACUUUCGGAUAGGAGGAGCUUGUGGAUAUGGUUUUGCAGUUGCCAAUCCACCGUUUUACGGGAUGGUUUCAGCUGGAGGUCCUUCCCUGUUCAACAAUGGAAAAGGAUGUGGAACAUGUUACCAGGUUGUGUGCUUGGAGAAUCCAGCGUGUUCGAUGAGACCAAUAAGGGUGACGAUAACAGACGAGUGUCCAGGUGGUCCUUGCGCCUCUGAACCAGCCCACUUUGACCUUAGUGGAAAAGCCAUUGGUGCCUUAGCCAGACAUGGCCAAGCCGAUCAACUUCGAGCUGCUGGUGUUCUACGUGUUGUUUACAGACGUGUUCCGUGUUCAUAUAGAGAGAGUUCAUAUAGUUGGUCUACGAUAGCUCUCCAUAUUGACGCCGGGGCAAAUCCAUACUACAUUGCAUUUGUUGUGGAGUACGAAAAUGGCGACGGAGAUUUGGCCUCCGUUGAGAUUCAACCGGCCGGUGGAAGUUUUAUCCCUAUGCAAGAAAUGAGGUCCGCCGUGUGGAAGUUAAACUCCGGCAGCGCUCUGAUAGGCCCGUUCAACAUUAGACUUACUUCUGGCGAGACUGGUAACGUAAUUGUCGCUCAGACUGUUAUUCCAGUGAAUUGGAGAGCUGAUGAGACUUAUCGGUCGAUCGUCAACUUUUAAAGUUUUUUACUUUUUAGAGUUAUUUUUUCCUUUUGUUCUCAUUCAUUGUUUUCGCUAGUAUCCAUAUCAGCGCCCAUCUUAUUUAUUUGAUUAUUAUGUUCUUUAUCAAAUAAUGGUCUUGCAAUAAGAUUUUUUUUUUUUUGGCAGUUAGUUCAUCAAGAGAAUUGGUUCUAAAAUUUUUUUAUCUAUCAAUAUGAUCAUCAAUAAAGAAAGCCAUGAAAACAAAUCAAGAAGAAUAUUGCUACUAAUAAAAAUGUCCAUUUUUGCGCAUACCUCAGAUUUUUGCAAUAACUAGUAAUUAGGGGGGGAUAAGGUUAUUGGGAGAUAAAUUUGUGUAGAUUUUAUAGUUUUUAAUAGAUUUUCAAAUUUAUGUGGAUUAGGAAAAUAUAUACACAUUGACUUACGAAAUAUGAUCAUAAUUUUUCUAGAUUUCUACUUCAUGAUUUUUUUUUUAUAGUUCAUUUUGUAAAUUAAAUAUAUGGUUGAGAUAUUUAAAAUAUAUUGUUUAGGAUUUUAAAAAUAAUUGGGGGGGGGGGAAUUACUGGGAGAUAAAUUUUUGUAGAGUUUAUAAAUUUAUAUGGAUUAGAAAAAUAUAUACACACAUUGACUUACGAAAUUUGAUUAUAACUUUUCUAGAUUUCUACUUCAUGAAUUUAUAUUAUUUAUUUUUUCAAAUUCAUUUUGUAAAUUAAAUAUAUGGUUGAGAAAUUUAAAAUAUAUUUUUUAGGAUUUUAAAAAUAAUUAGGGUGGAGGGAGAGGUUAUUGGGAGAUAAAUUUGUGUAUAGUUUAUAAAUUUAAGGGCUAAUUGGCUCAGUAGCCACAUUUUGGUGAUAAGUCAAGAAAAUGGAUAAGAUUUUGACGUAAUGCAAUUGUUCGCUUUUUACCUUCUUUUCUGUCGGUUAUGUCCUUAUACAUAACAAGUUACUGGUUCAAACUCAUAGAAAAAACGACGUGGUGAUUUUGUGUCCCGUAAUAUCAAUGAGACACUUUAGGAAGCGCGUGGGUAAAUCAUAUUCAAAAUCAAAGGAAGAAAAAGAUGGAGAGAGACGAAUUGAUGAAAAGCUUAAGUGUGAAAGAAACAACGUUGUUUAACGGAGAAUGCAAGAAUGUAGUUCCAUACUAUAUAUUGUAGAUAGAAUAAUAUAAGUACAAAUAUAUGGGAGACGUUUCCAUUCCACAUGACUAACGUAGAAUAUAACUGUGUUUGUAAUUUAUGAGUGAUUGAUUUCCACCAAUGUGAAAGAAACAACAUUGUUUAACGGAGAAUGCAAGAAUGUAGUUCCAUACUAUAUAUUGUAGAUAGAAUAAUAUAAGUACAAAUAUAUGGGAGACGUUUCCAUUCCACAUGACUAACGUAGAAUAAAACCCUGUUUGUAAUUUAGUAAUAUAAUCACGAACAAAGACGGUGGAGUGGGCGGUUGGAGGAAGCCACGUAAACAGGUAGAGUUAAUAAAGAUAUUUUUACUGUAUAGAAUUAAACAAGUGGUGUAAAUUAGUAGUUGUAUCAAUAAAUGUUGUAUUCCAUCUACUUAUCAGUGUAAGUCCAUCUGAAGAACCUCAUAAAAUUUAAAAUUAAGGGAGAUGGCAAGAGAACACAUGAAAGUCAACAGUAAACCCAACUUAGAGAAAUAUAAACCCCAAUCACAGUACUAGAUAUGUGUUGUAGUGUUACGUACACAUUUGCACCGUCCAUUAUGAGGACAGUUAAUUUCCUAUAGACACAUUCCUUUUUAAAAUGCUAUGCUAGUUAUAUUACAUCCACAACUAGGAAACAUGCAAUACAAAGCUAAGAGGAACGAGUAUACAUCAUUUGGAAGUAAACACUAAAUCCAAGUUAGAGAAAUAUAAACCCCAAUCCAUUGGCAAAUCAACCCCAAAUCCGUUGGCAAUAGGAAACGUAGGGAGAAGCUCAUGUACAAUUUUCUAUUCCAUAUAAUAUAAACUAUGUUAUUUUCUAUUUUUCAUAUUCUAUAUAGGAGUAUUUUACAUACAAUAUAAAUCUAAUGGGGAUGGUAAGAGAACAUUUGAAAUUAAACAUUGAACCCCGCAAGAAAACAUAAAACACAAUCCAUUAGUAGAUAUGUGGUAUAUUGUUACGUACAUAUUUGCCUUAUUCAUAAUUUCAAGGCUACUUUUGCCAUAGUUCAGCAAGGAUGGAGCAAUAUGAAAUACAAAUGUAAUGGGAAUGGUAAGAUAACAUGUGAAAGAAAAAACUAAACCUAAAGUAGAGAAAUAUAAACCCUAAUCCGUUGGCAAUCCAACUAUUGGGACACUUAAACCCACCUACCAUUGGGUUCACAGCCUUUUCUUGCCAGUGGGUUCGCAACCUGUCUC